Messenger RNA from Carcharodon carcharias (great white shark), 3529 nucleotides. It is a transcript of the gene ctnnal1, whose product is annotated as catenin (cadherin-associated protein), alpha-like 1. The transcript has 19 exons. The record is from RefSeq and is a predicted model, not a curated record. Gene Ontology annotation, biological process: Rho protein signal transduction; cell adhesion. Gene Ontology annotation, molecular function: cadherin binding; actin filament binding. The coding region runs from base 81 to 2336 and encodes 751 amino acids. NCBI's taxonomy places the organism in Eukaryota, Metazoa, Chordata, Chondrichthyes, Lamniformes, Lamnidae.
CUCAGUCACUCCUGGAGCGGGAGAGGGAGAGACGGGUUCGGCUCUCCAACAGCAGCGGCACUGGCAGAGUCAGCGGCAUCAUGGCUUCUUCUCACUGCAACACCGAUGCCGGGCUGGAGAUCAAAACCAGGUCCGUGGAGCAGACCCUCAUCCCCCUGGUGACCCAGAUCACAACACUGAUCAACCAUAAGGAGAAACCAAAGAAAUCUGAGAAAACAUUGCGAGCAAUUCAACGUGUAGGGCAAGCAGUGAGUCUGGCCGUUGGAAGAUUUGUCACUGUUGGUGAAGCAAUAGCUAAUGAAAAUGAAGAGUUAAAAGAAGAAAUGUACUUUGCUUGCCAGGAGGCACGGAGAGCAGGAGAGAGCAUUGCACAGUUGACUGAUGUGGGCGCCUUUGACCAACCAGAAUCGGAUACAAGGGCAACAGUUUACACAGAUAAAACUGGAAUGAUAAAAGCUGCACGGCUACUACUGUCUUCUGUUACAAAAGUACUGGUGUUGGCAGACAGGGUAGUCAUUAAACAAAUUAUCAACUCCAGAAGCAAGGUUCUUGCAACUUUGGAGCACUUAGAAAAAGUCAGCAGCUUUCAGGAGUUUGUACAAAUCUUCAGUCAAUUUGGAAACGAGAUGGUAGAAUUUGCCCAUUUGACAGGAGACAGACAAAAUGAUCUGAAAGAUGAAAAGAAGAAAGCGAGGAUGGCGGCUGCCAGGGCAAUACUAGAAAAAUGCACUAUGAUGCUUCUCACAGCAUCAAAGACUUGUCUUAGGCAUCCAGACUGUGAAUCAGCAAGAAUAAAUAAGGGUGGCGUUUUCCAUCGCAUGAGGUUGGCUUUAGAUCAGGUGAUAGAGAUUGUCACGGAUUCAAGACAAAAUGGUGAAAAUGAAAUCCAUCCCACCAGUAUCUAUGCUGACAUCAAAGAAUUUAAAAUGAAGGUUGAAGGCUUACGAGACAACUUACAUGGAAUUUCCAAGGAAAACCUCAUGACAAUGCUUGAGUUAAUCCUGGAACAUACAGAAGACUUCACAGAUUCUGCAUACACAAGCCAUGAGCACCGAGAGCGUAUUUUAGAACUAUCCCGGCAGGCCAGAUUAGAACUGGAGCAGCUGGUUACAGUAUGGAAACAAGCACAAUGCCUGAAAGCCAAAGAAGCCACAGAAGAUAUGGAGCUGGCCAUAAUUAAGACUCAGCAGUGUAUGAGUGAACUGAGGAGAGAACUUCAAAAUACAGCCGUGGAGUCAGCAGGGGAUCUUCUGAAAUGCUACACAGAGCAUGUGGUCCUCAAGGCAUUGAAACUAUCUGGGGUUGAAGCAAAUUUGGAAACAUUAGCUGAGUGUACCUGUAAGCUAUCUGAACAGAAGGAACAACUUACUGAGACUUCUCGAUUACUGCGGCAUGUGUCAGGAACAGAACCCCUAGAGAUUACUUGUUUACAUGCAGAAGAAACAUUUCAGGUUAUUGGCCCACAGAUCAUUUCUGCUGCACAGACCUUGGCUCUUCACCCUUCUAGUAAGAUUGCCAAAGAAAACCUAGAUGUCUUUUGUGAAGCAUGGGAGUCACAACUGAACGAUAUGUCUAUUCUGCUGAAAGAAAUUAAUGAUGUAUUUGAAGGACGAAGAGGAGAGAAGCGUGCAUACCUUUCCCUACCUAGACCAGGGAAACACACUACAAAUUUGAAGACUGUUAAAGCAGUCAAACUAGAUGCUGAGGAACAGGCAAAGAUAGCAAAAUUAGGGUUGGAGCUGCGUCUGCACACGUCAGAUGUGGAUGCAGAAACAGAAAGAUGGGAGGACCAAGACAAUGAAAUUCUUCGUCAAGCACAGAGCAUGUCGAGCAUGGCGUAUUCCAUGUAUCUUUUCACAAGAGGAGAAGGCCUUUUGAAAACAACACAAGAUUUAUUUCACCAGGCAGAUAUCUUUGCUGAAGAAGGUCUUAGAUUUCACACAUCUCUUCAUUCUCUCUCAAAUCAGCUGGAAGAGGAUGAAAAGACAGCUCUGAUGAUGGAGACAGAGAGGUUUCCUAUCUUGUGUCAGCAGCUGCAGAUAACUAGCAAAACCCCUGUUCAUGGCAAAGCUGCCACUUUUGCUAAGGUUGACACUUCCAUUCAAGAAACUAAGAAUGUAAUGACCGUAUUGAUGAAGAUUCUUUCUCUUUGUUACAAAUUAUUAAAAAAGUGUAAAGUGGAUCAGACAUUUAUGGGAUCCCCCCACGGCUGGAGAGGAAACCAACUGCAGACGGUUGCCAAUGGCGAGAGCUUAGAUGGAAAGAACACAGAUACGUUUGGUGUGAAAUCUCUGGAAAGGCACAUGGCAAAUUUAAUGUUCUUGGAAAGCAAAUGACGGGGGAAGUUCUAGAGUGGUCAUAACACUAUAAAAAGCAUUGUCACAUGUACUGUAAACUUUGUGCAGUUCUAGCUGCAAGUUUGUCAGCUCACAGUUCCCUGUAACUAACGUUGUUACACUUGUAGUACUUAAAGUGGAUGAAAGCCAGUGUUAUCCUGACAGGCUCCACCACUUGGAGAUCUGACUGUUUCAGGCCUCCUACUUUAAACAGUGUUUUUUUUUUAGCUCUGUAGUAUCUUAAGUAACCCUAAUGGAAUGGCUUAAUUGGUUAAAUACCUUCUCUGAAAUGUGUUAAUGCUGGAUUUUUUUCUUAGCCUGCUGAUAGUUUAUCUUGAUCCUUUUGUGAAUGUCUUACUGAUGCAAUUAGUCCUUUGAUGCUGCUAUGGUCAAAAAUGUGUAAGAGCAUAAACUGGAUAUUACAGGCGUACGUUAUUGCUGUGUAAGGUAAUUAAACCAAAUUAUUAUAUUUGCAGGCAGGCUAUUGCAACUUGAUAACUUAGGUGCAUUCAAAUCAAAUAAGGGUGUACCAUUGUCUUCUUUUCCGCUCCUCCUUCUCCUAAUACUAGGUGUAAAUUUUCAGGAGAAAGGCCAAGGCUUCCUACUAUCAAAUUUAUACCAAAAUAAUGGAGACUGAUCUUGUGUUCAAGUUUUCUGUUUCAGAAUGUUGAGUUUGUGUUUUUCUCUACUACCUACAAAUUUAAGUUCUUGAUAAUGAAUAUAAAUUUAUUCUGAAAGUAUUUCAAGUAUUUUGCUUUGAAAGAAAGAGGAAGCAAGCAGACUACAAGAGUUUUAGAGAACAGAUUGUUGUAAUGAAUAGAACUCUUAAUUAUGUUCUGUCCCUCCAUCUUCCCCCAUGAACUCUGUACCUAAUGUCACUAUUUUUCUGGUGAUUUUGAUAUGCAGUGCAGUGGGGUUGGAAUGUUGAUGCAUGAACCACUGGAAAUAUUUAGUAUAGAGAACUUCUACUGGAUUUGUAUUACCUGAAAAGGCAGUUUUUUACAAUUCUCUGACAAUUAACAUGUAAAGUUAUAUUUUUUAAAAUAAAAUUCUAAUUCGUUAAUCUUCACCUUUUGUUUACUGUUUAAUGAACUUCAUAAACACAAAAGGAAGUACUUGUCAUGCUGGUAACACAAAUUUUAAUCAGAUUUGUUCUUUGUUUUACAUGCCUCCCAAUAAAUAACGGUCCAAUG